Molecule: messenger RNA, 2727 nt
Organism: Gaeumannomyces tritici R3-111a-1
Lineage: Eukaryota; Fungi; Ascomycota; Sordariomycetes; Magnaporthales; Magnaporthaceae
Exons: 6
Coding region: 1-2094 (697 amino acids)
Source: RefSeq, a predicted model, not a curated record
AUGGCGCCAAGGAAAAGCCCGCAAGAAUUCUUCGGCAAGGGGAAAGCGAGGGGCUCCGAACAAUGCAAUGAGAGGAUCAAUGAUUCUGCUGUCUUCAAAAAAGUCACACCCAAGGUGCUGAAGGAGUACGAUCGCAUGAUCGGCCUUUGGAACCAGUACGUCCUCGCCACUGGAUGCGAAUUUUCGCUACUGCAGCUGCUAAUACAUUGGCAAUGUACGUAUGCUGAAAACCAUGCUCAAGACCAAGACCAGCCAAGCCCUUACAAGGUCAAAUCCUUGAAGGACUUCGUUAAGGAGAUUGCAUUCGGCAUCGACGGCGCAGAAGGCGAUCCGAACCCUGGGCAGGGAACAGUCCUGCUGUACUGGAAGCAGUUCAUGGCCGGUUGGCGCCGCAAGCACGAGGCCAUCCCCCCUAACAUCACGCUGACUGUGACAAACUUCAUCAAUUCCGAGUUGCCCGAGAUACUUAAACAAGAAAGCAAAAUCAGGCUGGUGAAGAGCAAACGACUUAGGAGGUUUGGGACGAAGAACCACUUCGUCCAUAUUGGGCAUCAGCUGUGGGGGAACGACUGGGUCGGAUAUGAGAAACCUGCGACAAGAGUUUACGACUGGGCCGACUACAUGGCCAUCGUUUGUUCUUCUGCGCGCAUCGGCGAGUACAUCGAGUCGUCCUGUCGGCCAGGCUCCGGUCGUAGCUUGUACUACAAGGACGUGACAUUUGGCGUGUUCCGCAAUGAACACGAUAAUGCUGAGUUCGCUAUUCAGCUUGUCCGAGAUGUCAAGGGCACGACAGACACCCCUGACAAAAGGCCUGAACAUGCGCUGUACGAGGGGUUGGUGCCCAUGCCUCUGGUUUGCAACGCAAUGCUACCAAUGCUGGCCAUCCUUUUUGCGGCCAAGGCGUUCAGAGACUACGACACUUUCGAUGCCCUUUUUAAAAUACAGCCUUCAGAAGGCGAGAUGGUCCACCUGCAGUGGAAGGACAGCAUCCUUGACCAGACCUUCUUUAAGAGCAUGUCCGCGAGGAGGGACGCCGGGAGAAUAGAAACGGCGAUAGCGCUAAGCAAGCGGCUUCGGGCGUUGGGUUUCCGCGCCGGAUAUGCCCGCCCGCCCACUAUCUACGACUUCAGAGCGGAGGGUCUGUACUGGAUCGACAAGCUCUAUUCCCAAGCCCAGAGAAUGAAACACGCAGGCCACAUUGACCCUGCCACCCACAACAAACAUUACCAGCCCAACAACAGCGGCACGGACGGCCAAAGGAGCUAUUUCGGCCAGGAAGUGCGCAGCAUCGUCAAUGACCUUUUCCGCGGCUUAACGGUGGCCCGCAAUCCCCAGCUGCCGCAGUCUUUGCCGGCCGAACAGCAAGAAGUGUUAAGGACCAGCCCAGAAUUGAUUACAAUUAAUGACGAGUUGGCCACUUUAUCGGGGCGGCGGGAUCCGGCGUCGACUUCGCGCCGCAGAAAGCUUUAUCAGGAGAAAAGAAAGCUGGCCGACAAUCAACUCCGACAGUGGCAGGAGGGUCAGCCAUACGGCCCUGCCCGGGACGACAAGGCCCCGCCGUGCUAUCACCGGAGCAUUUUCAGCCGUGUCAGGUUCCUAAUGCCCGAACGGGACCGCCUCGCAACGAGCCUUUUCAAAACCGAGACCUUGCGGAGCCCGACCGGUCUUCGGGCCCUCCGCGACAUGAUUGCUCUGUGCGAGGCAGACGCAGAAGUCAAGUUUCGGCCAGGCCUAGAGCUCGAGAAGUGUCGAUGUACCGACUCGGCGUCUCGUCGAAAGCUGCCCCAGUCUGCCCCCGCCAGUGGCGCCAAACAACCCGCCUACGAUUGGAAACACGUUUACAGCUGCUUUAACAAAAUACGCGGCGACUUCACCGAGCUUUGCUUUCUGUGCAACAAAUGGGUGUUUGACAAAUCCGAAUGGAGCGACCAUUGCCGGUCGCAUCUUGCUUGCCCGGACGAGCUCCCUGUGCAGUGCGACCCCCUUUUUUACGGCGGAGUGCUUGCCACCGCCGGCUACUGCUUGUUUUGCAUGGCGGACAAACCGCUGGAGCCUGAGCUGCGCCUUCGUCAGUUUCUGGACAGAGGCCCAUAGAAAGACCGUGUUUUUGAUCAUUACGAACGAUACGUCCAAGCUGUUGACGACAAGAAGCUGGUCACCUGCCCUCAUCCUAGCAUUCGGUGCGGUGGCGCAUUCGACUCUGUAAAGCAUCUCAAAUUCCAUCUUCUGGACGCCCACUGCCGAGACUUUGUCAAGGAGUCAACGUCGCUGGAGCUAGAAGAGAACAAUGACGUGAAACCGGCAGCGGCCAAAAGGCAGCGGAGGCGAAGCGCCGAGCUUGACAGGGAAGCCAAGGUCGACACCUACCACUUCGUUGAUGAGACGGUUCAAACAGCGUGUCGACAUCGAGCGGCUGCUGCGUCUAUGCCGUCGCCUUUUAAAGGCCACGUGUCCCCGCCCGACAGUUGCCGGAUCCAGGGUUGGUCGGGGGACGGGGAUGCUAAAAGCGGCGAUGUUCUGCUUCGUUCGCCAUCGUCUCUAGAUAAUGACGGAGUGGAGAAGUGCUUUGCCUUAAUUGAUCUCGGGAUACUUUUGGAGCAAAGUUUUCCGGGUUCAAUACUGUCAGCUCACGAUCCGGCAAGCAACGAUCCCUACUUCCCCCCGCCAGCGGAUGCGAUAGCCUCUAGCCUUGCCCCGUUCCCUUAUGUAAACCCAGCAGAAAUAUUC